This is a messenger RNA of Chinchilla lanigera (long-tailed chinchilla), 1581 nucleotides long. RefSeq names its product chromosome unknown open reading frame, human C1orf210 (gene CUNH1orf210). The transcript has 3 exons. The coding region runs from base 752 to 1108 and encodes 118 amino acids. The record is from RefSeq and is a predicted model, not a curated record. Lineage: Eukaryota; Metazoa; Chordata; Mammalia; Rodentia; Chinchillidae.
GAGGGCACCCCGGCUGCCCCGGGUCCCCAGGAGCUUCUGGGAGCCACAAAGAAACUCCAGAUCUGCGUGGGGCUGUGUUUGUGUGACCCCAAGGGCUGCAUGUGUGUUGGGGGGCAGGCCAGUGUGGGCUGUGAGUUCAGAGGCUUUUCCGAGACGUGUGUAUGUGCCCUUCGGAGGCUGUGUGUGUGUGUGUGUGUGUGUGUGUGUGUGUGUGUGUGUCCGUCCUUGGGAAGAAUCAGAGACUGGGCAGGGAGGAAGGCUAGGAGUAAAAUCUUAGCAAAGUCGAAGUGAAUUCAGUUCAAUUCAAGGUGACAAAGUCCCAUUUUUCAAGGACUUAGUGCCCAGGCAGAAGUCCACGGCAGGCCAUUCAGGAAUGCCUGCGAAUGAAUGAAAAGACCGUUGCCUCUCCUGUCUGCACCCUUCCCCCGCAGAUCCGCCCUCGCUUUCCUUCCCUGUGUUCAGCUGCUCUGCCUCCCCCUCCCCCUAGACCGCCAGUCAGCCCAGCCCUCGACCUCAGGGAGCUGCCUUUCUGGUAAUGGCUUGUUCUAACCGGUGGCUGUGCAGGACAGGGCAGGGGUCACCCAAGGAGACCCUAGGAUGGUCUCAUUUGGUCCCAAGGGAUGGAGACUCAGAGCUGAGAGUUUGGUUGGAGCCAGAGCGCAGGACUUGUGCCCUGGCUCUACCUGGCCUCUGGGGGGUCUUCCUGGAGCCAGGACCUUUUUCUGGCAGACGUUGAGGUGGAGGCUCACUGAUGUCCUCAGGCUCCUUUAUGACUGCGGCAAGCCAGACCCAUAUGGGGCCCUCGGAGCUCCCCACAGCAUCAGCCAUGGCCCCUGGCCCUAGCACUGCAGGCCGGGCAUGGCCUGUGCUGGUAGGGGUUGUGCUGGGGGCUGUGGUCCUCUCUGUCAUCAUUGCACUUGCUGCCAAAUGCCACCUCUGCCGCCAGUACCGUGCCAGCUUCCAGCACCACCAGCUGUCCCGGACGGGGAGUGUGAACCACCCAGAGAUGGGGGAAGAGGAUGAUGAUGGCUUCAUCGAGGACAAUUACAUUCAGCCUGGGGCUGGCGAACCGGAGACAGAGGGGAGCAGGGACCACUUCCCUCUCUGAGCCCUAAUCUUUGGACACUCACCCUUCCCUCCAUGCCCGACAGUGUAAGGACAGAGGGUGUUAUGCUUGAGCCUCAAACCUCAGGGACAAAGGUGGCUAGGGCUUAAAGGCUGACCUUUAGGUAGAACAAUCCUCCAUCCCUGGCACUAGCUACCGGAAGUAAGAACGACUCUUUCUCGUUUUGUUUUUUUGGCCUUAACUUGCUGUUUGUUGUUUUCCCUCCCUCACCGUGCAGUUUGUACUCACCUUGUUCCCCUUCCUGGGCUGCCUUGCCCUUCACUCAACCCCCUCUGCCAGGGAUGAAAACUGCCCACAGCCCCCACGGCCUGCUCACCUGCUGGUCUUUUAUGUGAGCCUGGAUAUCAGGUAGAAAUCAGUGCCAUGUUUGUUAAAAUUAUUUCUUAUCAAUCAAGUCCAUGAUCUGUUUAUAGUUUGUUUUUCACAGGAAUUAAUAAAUCUAUUUUCAUUUUGAA